AUGAAUUACAAAUUAAAAUUUUUACUAUUUUCAUGUUUUUUCGCAUCCUUAACUGCUGAACAGAACUACGAGUGCAAGGAACAUUUGCCUUUUCAUGACUAUGGAUCGUGUCUCAUCAACAAAUUCGAGCCGGGACGCAAUUCUUACAACUUUUUCAGCAACAAAAACCCCAAAUUCAUCAACAAAGUUCAUUUUAAUGCAUCACGUUAUCCCGAACUGCCAUCUUUAAUCUUCCAUACGUUUAAAAAUUUGACAUAUUUGAACGUGACUUCGAUGGGCAUCGAUCAUAUUGACCCAAAAAACAUGGGAGACGCUUCGUCGUUGUUGGAUUUGCACUUAAGCAAGAACCGGAUCAAGGAAUUGUUGGAUGAAUCAUUUGCGGAUGCGCCUAAUUUGGAGUCUCUGUACCUGUCGAAGAACGAAAUAAAAACAAUUAGUAAAAAUUCGUUCAAAGGAUUAGGAGAAUUGAGGAUUUUAGCGUUGGAUAGUAAUAAAAUUGAAGUUUUGGAUAAAGAUACGUUCCUGUAUAACGCAAAAUUGCAUCGAAUUGACUUGGGAAAUAAUUUGCUGAAAGAAGUUGAUACUUUACUCUUUUUCCCGUGUAAAGUCUUGAAGGAAUUAAUUAUCAACAAAAAUCGACUUGUGUCUCUGACACUCGUGUUCGAGUAUAAUUUCCUCAUGAAAUUGAUCGCGAAUCAAAAUAAAAUUGUAACUCUCACAUUGGAUGCCGAUAAAGUAUCUCGUUCGCAAAAUACCUCGACUGUCAUUCAAGCAAUCGAAAAUAACAUCGAAAAUUUCUUCGUUUCCGACAAAUAUAAGGUAACGGCAUUGCAUUUGUACAAGAACAAGUUGAAAGAUUUUAAGCCGAUUUGGAAAUUGGAGACGCUUAAAUCGCUCAGCUUGUCUUCGAACAGCAUCGGGUACGUGAAUCAAUCAUCUUUUGCGAAUAUGGGAAAACUUGAGGAGCUGUACUUGAGUCGAACGGAUCUUUUCUUCAGCGAUCCCGAUACUUUCAAGGCCUUGAAGCGAUUAAAAAAGCUCGAUAUUGGCUACAAUAAUUUGAGAUUUAUUGAUUUUAUGGAUUUUCGCCCGCUUGUGAGUUUAGAAGAUUUGGCAAUUCAUGCGAAUGCUCUCACGGAUCUCAAUGUUCAUUCGUUGAAGCAAAGUUUGCCGCAUCUCAAGCGGAUUUUCAUCAGCGGAAAUAACUUUUUAUGCGAUGUGCUUGCGAGGAUUGUUGAACAUUUAGAACGCGUCGGGAUUCAACCAACGGGAGACUUUAAAACUUUGUCGAAAGUCGAUGCCAGUAAGAUUCAUUGUAACCCGAAGCAGGAUAAUGACGCCGAAAUGGUCAACUCACGCGAACAAAUGCUCUAUUUCGAGGGAAAAAUCAGUACGAUGAUGAAAGAAAUGGAACGUCGCAUAAACGAGCAGUUUACAGAAAUUAGUGAGAAAUUUUGUCGUCUCGAGCAUUUGUUAUCGCAAACAACAACAACGUCGAAGGGCGAUACACGCAACUUGAAAUCGACGGCGGAAUCGUCGCUAUGUAGUGACUUUUGAAUAAUUUUACUUUUUUUUUAUCAAAAAUUUUGAUUCAAUGUCGCGACGAUAUACGAUACAAACUGACCGAAUAUGAACUUAAGCAAAAAAGAACGAGAAAGGCACAAGGCGAUUCAAACAAUGAUCAACAUUUACCACAAAACGCAUAAAAAGUUUAUAACUUUUGACAAUUACCGUCUUUAUGGAGGGAAUCAUAACCGCACGUACGAAGCGCCAACACUCGGGCUAAUAAUAAUCAUAAAAGAAAUUGAAAAUAUAA
Molecule: messenger RNA, 1816 nt
Organism: Culicoides brevitarsis
Lineage: Eukaryota; Metazoa; Arthropoda; Insecta; Diptera; Ceratopogonidae
Product: leucine-rich repeat-containing protein 15-like
Exons: 2
Coding region: 1-1557 (518 amino acids)
Molecular function (GO): protein binding
Source: RefSeq, a predicted model, not a curated record